Anneissia japonica is the source of this 2939-nucleotide messenger RNA. Its product is annotated as nucleolar protein 10-like. The record is from RefSeq and is a predicted model, not a curated record. Gene Ontology annotation, biological process: maturation of SSU-rRNA from tricistronic rRNA transcript (SSU-rRNA, 5.8S rRNA, LSU-rRNA). Lineage: Eukaryota; Metazoa; Echinodermata; Crinoidea; Comatulida; Comatulidae. Gene Ontology annotation, cellular component: small-subunit processome; 90S preribosome; nucleolus. The coding region runs from base 98 to 2158 and encodes 686 amino acids. Gene Ontology annotation, molecular function: protein binding. The transcript has 16 exons.
UGAUCAAACAGCGCAUGUAGCAACAUGUGUACAAACAUGAAAUAGUAUAGAGCUUGUUAUUUUAUAUUUAGUAAAGAUUAUCUUUAUAAUUUUCAUCAUGCAAGUGUCAAAUGCAAACGAUGUUAAAAUUUACAAUCUCAGUGUUGGUAAAUCAUUACCAGAGUGGCUUUCUGAUAGAAAGAAAAGAGCUCUUUUGAAAUCUGAUGGAGAUUUAAGGAAACGUAUUGAGUUGAUACAGGACUUCACAAUGCCGACAGUAAGUACAGGGAUUCAGAUGACACCAGAUUCUCAGUAUGUCAUUGUAACCGGCACGUACAAACCGCGUGUGCGAUGCUAUGACAUGGCACAACUUUCCAUGAAAUUUGAACGCUGCAUGGAUGCAGAAGUGAUAAAAUUUGUUACAUUGUCUGAAGAUUAUUCUAAGAUGGUUUUCUUGCAAUGCAAUCGAUAUAUAGAAUUCCACGCCCGUUACGGCCGGUAUCAUCAACUACGUAUUCCAAAGUUUGGACGAGACGUGGUGUACCAUAAGCCAUCUUGUGACCUAUUUGUAGUAGGGGCAAGCUCUGAGAUUUUCCGUAUCAACCUUGAACAAGGUCGCUUUUUAAGUUCCUGGGUCACAGAGGCUAGUGCAAUUAAUGCGUGUGCUGUCAAUCCAGCCCAUCACCUACUGUCGGUAGGAACAGCUGAAGGGCGAGUUGAAUGUUGGGACCCUCGGGUGAGGCGUCGUGUCGGCAUCUUAGACUGCGCCCUCAGCAGUAUGACAGAGGAUUCGGAUGUUAACCAUAUACCAUCAGUUACUUGUCUUAAAUUCCAAGAUGCCUUGCACAUGGCUGUAGGGACAAGCACAGGGCAAGUAUUGAUGUACGACAUCAGGGCCACUAAACCAUUAUACAUCAAAGACCAUCAGUAUGGACUGCCAAUCAAAUCUAUCCACUUCCAAGAUGCGAUGGAGCUGGUGCUGUCUGCUGAUAACAAGGUGGUUAAGAUGUGGAAUCGUAACACGGGGAAACCUUUUACAUCAAUUGAAACAGAGCAUAACAUAAAUGAUAUGUGUCUGGUCCCCAACUCUGGAUUAGUUUUAAUGGCCAAUGAGGCCCCAACCAUGCUCACCUAUUUUGUACCAUCUUUAGGUCCAGCUCCUCGAUGGUGUUCCUUCCUCGAUAAUCUGACAGAAGAACUUGAAGAAACUACCAUGAAUACUGUUUAUGAUGAUUAUAAAUUUGUGACCCGAAAUGACCUUGAAAAUCUAGGUUUGUCACAUCUCAUUGGUUCCAACCUUUUAAGGGCAUACAUGCAUGGUUAUUUUAUGGAUAUACGAUUAUACCACAAAGCUCGUGCAAUAGCGGAUCCAUUCGCCUACGAAGAAUACAGACGCAACAAGAUACGGGAAAAGAUUGAUGAGGCCCGCAAGAACAGAGUGCGAAUAAAUAAAUUACCUAAAGUAAACCGAGACAUUGCAGCACGGAUCCUUGACCAAGAUGGCGUUGUUGCGAACAACAAGAAGGCCAAGGCUAAGAUUGCGGCACAAAAGAAUCUUUUAUCUGAUGAUCGUUUCUCUGCGAUGUUUAAAGACACAAACUACCAAGUAGAUAAAGAAAGCGAGGAGUAUAGACUGCUCAACCCUUUGCUGGCUCAUCAUGAUAAGCAACGACUAAAGCGAGCAAGGAAGAUGGAACUAGAACAACAGUUUCAGGAAGUCCAAUCUCAAGAGAAAGAAGGUCGACCAAGUGACGAGGAAGAUGAUUAUGCAGACUCAAGUUCUGAUGACGAUGAUCGAACCUGGCAGGAAGAAGUCCGUCAACAGCACAAGGCAAUCCAAAUGGAACGUAAAAUGGCGGCCAAAUCCACACCUCAACCUAAAUUUUAUGAGCUCAAACCUGGAGAGGAAUUCCGUGUCAAAGGAGUUGAUAAAGAAAGGAGAAAGAAGGCAAAGACCAGUCUGGCAGACAGGAUAAAGGAGGAUGAAAGUCAAGGUAUUGUCACCUCAACUGGGAAUGCACUUGGUACUAGGCAAGUCACCUUCCACUUAAAAAAGAAGUUAAACAAACAACGUAAACUCGAUUCCGAAGCUCACCAUGCAGAGAGAAGGAAAAUUAGGCGGUCAGCAAGUGGUCUUGUCAGAAAAAAACGAACUGGUCGUAGGGGAGGAAACGGAUGAAUAAUUUGAGAAUAGUUGAUAAUGUUCAUAUAACAAAUUCCAGAGCAAGUAUAUUGUAAGGGCAAAUAAAAGCAUAGAAACAGUGGUAAAGGAAUGUUAUUGCCUGGAAAAAUAUAAGGCAACAGGAGUUGGGCUUCACCUGCAGUCAGAGAUACAGGAAUUUGAAAUGGAGAGGCCCAGACAGGAAGGUUUACAGAUAGAGGGUCUCACCUCAACCAUGGUUGGGGGCUGAUGUAGGAAUUUUAUGUAAUACCUGUAGAUGGCUGGAAAUCUCCCUCUCCCCACACUUUUUUUUUAAUUUUUCAAAAGUUUGAACCCCCUUCUGACCUGCGAUAUGGUUGAGUCUGAAGUUUUACAUUUUUUUAUGUUGAAUGUACUGUCACAAAAACCUUUUAAACUGUUUUAUUGUAUAUUUUAUGCCCAGCUGUACCAUAGUUAGAAUUUUCAUGUUUCAAGAGUAUCCUUAAGUGUCAUUCUUUCUUUUUUAUUCAACAACAAAAGAACAUUUUAAUCAUACUAAAAACAUCUUCCGAAAUCGGCCCCACCACUUGUGUGAACUCUUUCCAUAUUUUGUUUUUAUCCUGGAUCAACUCCUAAUUUUGUGGAGUUUAUGGAAGUAGUGUAUUCAAUUCUAUUAAUGAUACCAAUUAUUACAGAUAGAUUUAAUUGUAAUACAACCUACUCCAAAUCCGUAUAAAUGAUCUAAAGAUGUACUGUAUUGCCAUGUAAAUUUAAUAAACUUAAAACAUUACCCUUAAAUUGGGUGCUUUUCAAGGUAAAA